UGCACAUCUGUGAUGUCAUGAGGGUGAGUAAAUGAUGAGACAAUUUUAAUUUUUGGGUGAACUGUCCCUUUCAACUUGGAUCAAGUUCGUUGCUUUUGCAGUUCAAGUUAUAUUUGCAUACAUCUAAUUUUGAAGAGAAUUUGCAAGUAGACAGCCAUCCAUAUAAAAGCAGAAAAAAGUCUUGUGUAAGUAGGACUGGAAUAGAUGUCUGUCCAGAUUGACGGUUAAGGCCAACAUCUGUAAGUUCUCGUUCUUCAACUGGGACUCACAGAAAAAUAGAAGACCUGCAAUAAAAAACAAUGCAAUUCAAAUAUUGCCAUAUUACCCACUUCAGUAUCACAUCUUAUCUGGUCACAGGAGUAUUCCCAAUACUAGAACACCUCUUAUGAUGCCUUUAAAACACUAUAAAGGUUUUUGUAUCCUGGGCGAUACAGCAGUUGAGAAGCUGAAGCGAGGAGCAGUGAGUAAGUUGGCCAAAUUUCAGUGAAAAUGAUUGAAAAUAGAGUCCCUGCAAAUACUGAAGUCAUGUGACUUUGUAUUAAAACUCUGGCAUCAAUUCACAAUCUUAAUUUAAAUUGUAAAAACUCACUGACACUCACUUUUGCAUGCUGUUUUCAUGAAAAAUAGGAUACAUGCUGCAAAAUCAUCAAUAAAAUAUGUCAGAAAAUAGCAAUAAAUUAAUUGUUUUCAUCAAUUAAUUUGAGGUAUUUUAAGUAUUUUGUUUCUGGAGUAAUUCAUGUGCAUCAGUGAGUGAACAGGCAACAUUUAUUUCCAUUGACAUCUGUUUUUUUGGUGUGCACCAUGUAAGCUUGCAAAGGUGGAAAAUUGUGAUCAAUGAUGAGAAAGACUUGUGGGACAUCCCAUAAUAAACUCAAGUCUGAUGAAUGUAAAUUCUAGAGUUAUAAAGAAAUAACAGGUUAUUCUAUUUCAACUCCAUGCUACGGUAUAUCAAACAUGAUCUUGAGAUAUCUGGCAUUACAAUAUAAUACUCAAAAAGAAUAUCAGUCUUCUGUAUUUGAGUCUCUUUGGGUGGAUUUACUGCAAAGCCAAUCCCUCAAAAAAACAAUGCAAAACAUGUUAAAAACUGAAGCAUGAAGCAAAUGAAACAUGAGUAAUGCACUGGACGUCUCUGAAAUAGAAAAUACAUACAAGUGACAUUAAUAACAGUAUUAAUCAUAAUCAUAUUUAAUCCUUUAGGUAAAACACAAAAGACACUAACUGUUUCCCAGCACAUUUUACAGGUUCAGCAGAUGACAAUGUAUUUAACUGUGUUAUAUUGUUGUGAGAUAUACAGUUGUAAUAUUAUAAAGAUAACUUGGGACGUGCUCAUUUGGACCUCUGUGGACCAAAUAGUGAAUGUUGAUUAAACAUUGAAAAUUGAUUGACGACUGAUCCCGACUUUUACAACUAAAAAUAGAGGUUAAAUCGACACCUCCUUGCUAUCUGAUAUGGCUGAUACGAUUUCAAUAGAAGACUAUUAUUAUUAUUGUUAUACUAUACUGUCCAGCCUCAGUUACUUCAAUAGUAUGUCUAUGCAAUGCACACAAUAACACCGUAAACUAAAAACAUAAAACGAGGAUUCAAUAACGAUGGGGAUAAAACAUACUUUAAUAAACGUAAAAAUAAUCAAUAUAAAAGUUACAAGAAGUCAAUUUCAGAAGUCAUACAUAUUAAACGUCACAGUAACUUCACCGGACAACGUAGAUACAUCGCGAUCGGUUAACACACGAGUAAUGUUUGAUUCAUAAAAGCAUGACAAGCAAUAUAAGCUUCAACAACAGUACCAGAACACAUAUCCAAACAUUAUAGCAGGUAAACAACUUCACCGAACAGAUAACAGAUAAACAUCCAUCUAGACUGCAACGAUGAUGUCCUGAACUGAGCUGAACAGCGUAGUUAGUUUCUCCAGCCAGAACAUGAGACAGCCGGCACCUCUUUCCUGUGUUUACGGACAUGACGUAAUGACCCGGCAAAUCAUAUAAGCUUACCGUAGGGAAUCGGGGUAAUGUAAGGACAUUGUUUUGAACACUGAUUGUUUAUGUACUCAAUCAAUAAUGGCAAUUUGUUCAUUUUUAACCAAAAUAUCUACAUAGUGCUGCUUUAAUCAAAAGAUAAACUUUUAGUGUGUCAUGUUCCAGUGCUCCGCCCUCUAUCAAACCACGCCCCCACAGUCCCGCCCACUGUAUUUGAUUGACUCACUGGAGAAUUAGACACACUGUGGAUUUACACACAUAUAUGUUUUAUCAUUUGAUUUGAGAUGGCAAUGAAGGACUGUUGUGUGUCUGAUGGAAUCAGCAUGAUUGAUGGAUGGAUGGAUUGAUUGAUGGAUGGAUGGAUUGAUUGAUUGAUGGAUGGAUUGAUUGAUGGCUGAUGAGGCUCCAGGAUGCGCGGGAGCAGCUCUUUUAUCCCGGUGUCCACUGCUGCUGCUCUGCUGGUCACUGCAUCCACACUCUUCUUCGUCUUCACGUGUCCUUGGCUCGCUGAGAAUGUGUCACUCGCUCUCCCACCAUGUGUCGGAAUCGUGUUCCUCUUUGUGAUGGCAAACUUCACCAUGGCAACGUUCAUGGAUGCCGGUGUGUUCCCGAGAGCUCAUGAAGAUGAGGAUAAAGACGAUGAUUUCCGCGCGCCGCUCUAUAAGAACGUGGAGGUGAGAGGCGUGCAGGUGCGCAUGAAGUGGUGCGCUUCCUGUCACUUCUACAGGCCACCCAGAUGCUCACACUGCAGCGUGUGCGACCAAUGUGUCGAGGAUUUUGAUCAUCAUUGUCCGUGGGUGAACAACUGCAUCGGGAGGCGGAACUACCGUUUCUUCUUCCUUUUCCUCCUCUUUCUCACUCUUCACAUGGUUGGUGUUUUCUGCGGUGGUCUCCUGUAUGUCCUUGAUCAUCUGGAGGACUUGUGGGAGCUCCACGCUGCUGUGACGUUGGCGGUCAUGAGCGUCUCAGGUUUGCUUUUUAUUCCGAUCUUCGGUCUGGCGUGUUUCCAUCUGGUGCUCGUGGCACGAGGUCGCACGACUAAUGAACAGGUGACUGGAAAGUUCCAAGGAGGAGUCAAUCCAUUUACACGUGGCUGCUGUGGCAAUGUGCAGUUCGUGCUUUUCAGUCCCAUCACUCCAAGAUACGCAGAUAAACUGUGCGACAGAUUGCCGGUUCGCAUACAGCCUCCUUUCCAACGGCCAGCGUCUCAUAAACCGACCCCUGUGAAGAGUGCAGACAACAGCGUCCAGAACCAAAUACUGCCAGAGAAGUCUGUAGAUGAAGUAGACGUUCCUGAUAUUAAACGAUUGAGCGCUCCACCGCCGCUACCCCCGAAACCAGAUCCAGUCCUGCUCAAGAACCAUCUAGCUGCUUUGGAAGAGAGUUUGCGCCAUUCUCGGACUGCAAUGCCCUCAGGACACAGUAUAAAUAAACUUCACACUUCAGAAUCGCCCACAAGAUUGCUGUACCAAGUUCACAGAGAUCAGAUUGGGAAGAGGAAUUCUCUGCUGGUAUCUCAGGAUGACUUGUCUGAACCGAGUCUGAUACAAUCUGAGAAUCAUAUCGCCGUCUCGACACCCCUGCAGUCCAGUACGCUCCCCGUGAACUCUCUGACUCUCAAUUUCUACUCGCUGAGUCUUAAACACGCCAAUCACCGCCGGGCGCCACUGCACAGCCAGCAUAAGGAAACUCUGGGUCCCCAUCCGACCCCCAGCACCCUCAGAAGCCGAGAGAACAGCCUAUCGUCUGACAGUCUGCUGCGGCCGGGCGAGGUCACCCAGCGAGGGGUGCUUCCUGUGGCGUACCAGACACCGUUCCUGCCCAUGGAUCCCGGUCUCUCCAGGGUUCCCGUCGACAUGCAGCGGAUUCCAGUGCGUAACUGCAGCCCGGUGUUCAUGAACAUCAGCCGACAUUCUCCACAACACCGCGAGCCAUCGCCCGUUCGCUACGACAGCCUCCCCAAACCGGUAAUGAGCUCUAUUCAGGAGCGACGAGAGUCGGAUGACAAAGACAAGCCAGCACUGGGUUUUCCGCAGGCGUCGCUCGCUCUUGGGCCAGAGAUCAGCAUCUACGACAUGCCCAGCAGAUGUAGCCUGCCGCACGAUUUCCGAGGGCCUUCGUCUCGUGGUCCCACCCCGCCGGCGUACGGCUCCCGGGAGUUUCUUCUGAGCAGUGCAGCAUACGGUUACGGCAGCAGAACGCAUCUCUCCUCCUCUUCGUCUUCCUCGCUCACCCGUGCUCCCAGGACCGCCAGUUCGCCGCUUCAUUUCAACGCAGGGCUGCAGGGUCGCUCGCUCUCGCCAUCUGUCUAUCGCUCCCUGGAAUGCCAGUCACAGCUUUCGUCCUCCGAAUUCCUGUCUGCUCUUCCGACUUCCUCCUACGGACAGCAGAAGGCGCUGGCGUUCAUCGCAACCUCAGAGAGGACAGACCUGAACCCAAACUUUGAGUCUUGAUUCCUAAAAACAUGUGUGAGUGUGUCUGUUUAGAGAUGGUGUUCCCAAGGUCAUGGAAAACCUGGAAAUAUCGAGGAAUUUCCCCUCAUGUGUCUUGGCUGCGGUGUGAAGAACACAAACAUAUUCAGCCACGUAAAAUGAUGAUUUUAUUGUCAGUGUUUUGUAGCUUUUAGUUCAUGUAACUUUUUGCCGAUACAAACAUUUAAAAUUUACCGUAUUUCUCUUCCGGAAAAACAGACCAAAAAUAUUGAUGACUCAUCUUGCACUACACAUAUUUUUGCCCAAUCAAAUACUCUCUAGAAUGAGAAUGCCCCUCCCCCUAAUUAAUAUAAAUGAAAAAAUAGGAAAUACAUUAACACAGGAAAGAAACCUGUUAGGACUAAUAAACAAACUUUACAUUAAGACUUUUCAAAUCAUCCUUACGCCAUUGUAAAUUUCUAUAGUGUAUCUACAUUUUUCUAGUUAUGCUCAACUAUAAAAUAUUUUAAUGGAUGAAUGAAUUAUAAUUUAAAUGAAUGUCUCAGUAUUUGUUUCUUAUUUGUUUGUUAUAUAAUUUUUUUUCCAAGUGUAGAAGUACUGUGUUUUAUAAUUAGUUUAUUAGUUAAUAAAGUUGGAUUUCUUUACUAAAACGUAUUCGGCUAUGUUCUUGUGUGCCGUGUAGUUUGGGCUUUUGAACUUAAAAUUUGGAAAUGUUCUUGUCUGCUGUGCGCAACAGGACCUAGUAGUUGCAAAACUGGCAUAUAUUUGAUUGUAGUGUGUUUUAAGAUUAUGUGCAAGUAUUCUAAUGUUGGUGAUAUACUGUAAAUGUACUAAGUUUGAUUGUGCCUUCGUGUUGGAAUCAUAAUGGGCAAGCCGCCCUUCUGGGGGAUUCGGUGUGUGUGCAUGUGCAUGGCACAGGGGGUGUGUGAGACAGAAAUGAGUAAAAGAUUUUGAGAGAGAAUUGUUCGUGUAGCCUGUUACCUGUUGUACGGUCAAGAAUAAAUCUCACUACUGCUCAUGUUCAUAAACAGUGAUUGUUACAGUUUUAUAGUAGCAUAUGUUAUAUUACAAGGUGAUGUUAUGCUUGGAAUUAAAAAAUGUUUUUGCAGAAACCUGCUUAAACUCGUUAAAAAUCAGUUUUGAGGACACCCAUUAUACAGUGUUUAAAGUAUUCCAUCCCAGAGGUGUGUGACUUUCUUUCUUCUG
This is a messenger RNA of Myxocyprinus asiaticus (Chinese sucker), 5611 nucleotides long. RefSeq names its product zinc finger DHHC-type palmitoyltransferase 8a (gene zdhhc8a). Gene Ontology annotation, molecular function: palmitoyltransferase activity. Lineage: Eukaryota; Metazoa; Chordata; Actinopteri; Cypriniformes; Catostomidae. The transcript is spliced from 10 exons. Bases 2384 to 4426 code for a protein of 680 amino acids. Gene Ontology annotation, biological process: protein palmitoylation. The record is from RefSeq and is a predicted model, not a curated record.